CCCUACUGGGCCUAGCCUGCAGCCCCCACUCACCCUGGGCCCUGCCAGAGGAUGCCAGUGCGGAGGACCGUUUCCUGAGAGAGUUGGCCAUUCGCCACCCCAUGAUGAUCAAUGAAACUUUCUUCUGCUCCUACUUUAGGUCACUGAGGGUGGUGGACAAGAAGGUAAGCCUUGUGGAUAAGUCCCUCCUGAAUGUUCUGAAGCUGGAAGAGUUGCUACUGAGUGCGAAUCACAUCAAGGAGAUCAAUGCCUUCUAUCUACCUGCAACCCUCAAGGUGCUGGAGCUUUAUGGCAACGAGAUCACCAGCCUGGAAUGUCUGUGUGCCCACCCACCACCACAGCUCCAGCACUUGGGGUUAGGCCACAACAAACUGCUGGGCCCUUUGGAAAAUCUGUAUGUCACCUCGGAUUACUGGCCCAAGCUGGUCUCCUUGGACCUGAGUUUCAAUAACCUGACGGACCUGCAGGGCAUGGUCGCCAGCCUCAGCUCCCUAAAGUGCCUGCGGCUGCUGCUGCUACAAGGAAACCCGCUGGCCCUGGUACCCUACUACCGGGGCUUCACCAUCGACAGCCUGCCCCAGCUAUGCGUGCUGGAUGACAUCACCGUGUCCCCCAGCGAGAAGUACCUGUUCCGGGGCCUCAGCUGCAGCGGGGACCUCUUGACCAGCGAGGCACAGCUGGUGGUGACCAUUGGAAACGUCAGAGGGGUUCUGGACUCAUCUGUCUUAGACCCAGAACCGGGGCCUCAGGGCCCUUUCAUCACUUACAGCUACUACGUGACCUAUGAUUUUUUGGAAGAUGAGGAUAAUGAAAAGAAGGAGUAUGGUGGCGUGCUGGCUGAGAUCGUCAAGCCCUCACCCAUGGAAGAGUUAGCAGGGGAAGAGGCCCAUGAAGAGGUCCCUGGAGAGGUCUCUGUAGCCAGUGGGGAAGUGUCCCAGACCCAGUCCCAGGACACCAUGCUGGAGGAGUCCAUCAUGUCAUCCCCAUCAGCAGCGCUGCAGAGAUCCGAGUCCGCACAAGAGUUGGUCAAGUUGAGGCCUCGUAUAGACCCUCGGCUCUUCCCAUCCCCGGGGACAGUCCUCUUCAGCACGGUCCGCAAGCCGUGGUCGGACAUCAUUCCCUGCAGCUACGAGAUGCAGCACACGCUCAAGGACCUGGUGCCCCUCAAGGCCUUCCUGCUGGCAGGGACCACAGUCACUGUCGUGGAGGAGAAGAUUCUCUCUUGGCCUGUGGGACAGUCUCCUGUUGACCAUUCCAUAUUGGCCAAGAAAAGCAAAGGGGAAGACAAGAAAGGGAAGGAGAAAGAAGAGAAAGACAAGGGGAAAGACAAAAAAGACAAAGGGGAGAAAGAGCCGGGUAAGGAGCAGAAAGGCUCCAAGAAGAAGAAGGAGGCUCCCAAGGAGCUUUACCAGGACCCACCCAUCCUGCAGGUGCUAGGCAGCUGCCUGGUGGCCCUGGAGCCUCUGCUGGCUGGGGAGCCCCUCGUGUCCACUGUGUGUGACUUCGGGGUGGUCCGAACCGCAGAUUCCGACAGGCUGACCUUUCUCAGGGAUUCAAAGAAGACUAAGAGUAAGAAAGGUCAAAAAGUUCUGGAUGGUGGCAAGUCCAAGACCAAGUUGCCCUUGUCAGAAAAGAGGAAAUCUUUGGUUGUAAUGUUCGAUAGCAGCUACCAGCCCGAGCCCCUGUCGGUGGACAUCCAGGUGCAGCUGAACCAGUGCCGCACGGCCGAGGAGGCGCUGCGGGACCUCGCCUUGCACGGCACCUAUUAAACGCUCUUCCCGCACUCGGA
This is a messenger RNA of Erinaceus europaeus (western European hedgehog), 1789 nucleotides long. It is a transcript of the gene LRRC43, whose product is annotated as leucine rich repeat containing 43. Lineage: Eukaryota; Metazoa; Chordata; Mammalia; Eulipotyphla; Erinaceidae. The coding region runs from base 102 to 1769 and encodes 555 amino acids. The record is from RefSeq and is a predicted model, not a curated record. Gene Ontology annotation, molecular function: protein binding. The transcript has 12 exons.